AGUGUAUAGGGCCAGAAUGGAACUACUUUCUCUGCUCCACUCUUUGUCUUUUUGGUUUGAUAUUUGCCAUCUGGAAGGUAAGGUAGCCUGAUGACCGUCGGCACGGGCCACCCAAAUCCUUCCACAAAAACCACCCAUCUUUGGUCCAACGAGACCAACGACCAACUCUUUGAAGCUCUUGCUAGGACACUGUCAUUCUCCAAUGAAUGCAGUCAUUGACAGGAGCUAGAUAUGCGGCCAGUAGGUGCCUUGCAUCACUGAUCCUUGUUCUGAGAGAUGUUUGCGCUUCUGAUUGGUCGACAGAUACCCCUCCUCACCACUCCCAAGUUCACUGCCAGCUGUCCCAGCCUUCAACAUUUCACUCUUCUCUGGCACGUUUGCCUGACGAGGUCGCCUUGAAUGCCACUGGUGCCUCAAACGACAGCACAAUGACAGUCACCCGUUCGAGCUGACCCAGGUUUCUCUCCAGAAUGGGAAAAGUGGCUGGGUUUCGCAGACCUGCAUAUCUCCAGAACUCGGCCAUUCCUAAUCUGCCUUCUCAAACAUCGUGAACCAUUCCUGCAACAUUCAUUUGCGAACACUCUUGACCAAGUCCUUUCAUUCAGAAUUCUUUGUUGGUUUCACCUAUCUGAUUCUUCUGCCUAGGUUCGUUGCCUGGUGACAUCUGAUCCGACCGAUAUAUCUACCAUCCGCUGACUGACAGGUCGACCGCUACCCCACCUUGACCAGCCUUCCAGCCUGAUACCCUUGAACCCUGAUACCAGCAUACUUGCGCAUGCUACGAUCCCUAUUGCAAUUGCAUCUUAGAUGGCCAUGAUGGCUGCCGCACCCUUUGAGCGGUUCUAUGCAGAAGAUGACAAUGGUGACACACAUUCUCUCAUGGAAGCAUCUAUCGAAGACUUUGAGGAACAAGAGCGACGGUCUCCAUUGAUGCCAGGUUUCAGGUCAAUUGAAGACGAAAGCGAGGCUGAUGAUAGAUCGAGCGUGGGAUUGCCGUGGUCGCCGCCUGGGUUCAAACCCCGAAAUGCCAGUGUGAGUGGAUGGUUUCGACAGGACCCAUAUGGUAAAUUCGACCUGCGACCAUCAAUCAGCCCUUCGCGGUCACGUCAAACAAGUCCAGAAAUCUAUCAAGAUGCCACAGAAGGCGACCCUGAUAUUACGACAGCGGUGAACACCCCUUUGCCGGCCGGGGCUGAUUCCCCGAUGAGACAGCGGUCACCUGAGGUGGAAACUCGACAGGAACAAGAUAACCAUCCGUGGGAUCAGACGGAAAACCCUAAUAACUAUAUCCGCCUUCGUUUGCAGGCGGAAGUGCAGCAUCGAGAACCUCUCACCGCGCUGGCCAACUUCCUUCAACAAAGUUUUGACAAAAUCACAAAAACAAAAUCUACAUUUUUAUUCUACGCGGGGACUACAUUGCUGUGUGCGAUGAUGAUGAGACUCGUUCUUGUGCCGCCUCCGCCUGCGCCAGUACCAGACCUGGUCAAAUUAUCCACCCUCGCCAAAUCUUUUGAGCCAUUGAUCUUCUAUUCCGAAAAUGGCUAUACACAAAUUACUGCACUUCAGGAAACAAGCGUGGCUGUUUGGGAUUUGGGAGAAUCAGUACGAAGUGCCAACAUGACUUCUGCCCCUCUGAUUGUUCGGUCCCUGGACGAGUUGUCUGAAAGCCUCAAGACUCUGGGUCUCGAGCUGACGAGAUUCUUCGCCGAUGUGGAUUCAGACGUCGACAGUAUUCUCAUAGUCAUGGACUGGGCCAAGCGAGAAUUGGAGGGGCUGUCAUCACCCCAGGCACAUUCAAUUGGGGGUGUGAUAUUCGAUCACAUGCAUGGGCUUUUGAAUCGAGGAGGACUUUUGGAGUCAAGUAACGGCCCAACGGCAAUGGGUCAGAGAUUGACUGAUGUUUUUGGGUCGAGCUCGCCUCAGAAAACAAGAGCCACGUUGACGAGAACUUUCCAUGAAUUUCUCAACGUCCUGGAAGAAUCCAUCAACAGCGAGCUCACCCAUUCGACCGCCCUUUUCGUUCUCUUCGAGUCUAUCGAUCGACAAUUUCUGAACCUCCAACGAACCGUUGUUCGAGAGACGGACACGCAAGAGAGGCUGGAGAAUGAUCUCCUGUCAUCAUUGUGGACACGAGUUCUUGGACCCAAUGCUGUCAUGUUGAGGAAAUAUGAAAAGAACAAACAACUAUUGUCAAGUGUGCGAGCGAGAACGGUCAACAACAAGCAUUUGCUCAUGGAACACCAUGGCCGACUCCAGACGCUUAAAGUAAAUCUGGAAACUCUCCGAAGAAAACUCGUCAGUCCGCUGGUGAGAAGAAAUGAUUCGGUGACGAUUGACAACGGUAGUGUGGUGGACCAGCAAAUCCGAGGUCUCGAGGGAACAUACGUCUACCUCAAAGAUGUCCGAGAGAAACAGAAGAGUAAGCUGAUGGAGAUGGUCUACGGCGCAAAGCCAAGUCGUGCAAAGCUGAUCGGUGUGGAUCAAACGGUUGUCGAGUCAAGGGUACUGGAAGCACGAUGAGAUGAAACUGAGAUGACUGGACGAGCAGUGACCAAGUUGAAAAGAACAAAGUCAUUGGAUACGAUUCGAUUGAAUAUGAAAUAGGGAUUCUUAAGUUAUUUGUAUCAUAGCACAUGGAUAGGGUUAUAGAGAUACAAAGUAUUAUUAUACACAGAA
This is a messenger RNA of Exophiala mesophila, 2676 nucleotides long. RefSeq lists its product as uncharacterized. The record is from RefSeq and is a predicted model, not a curated record. The coding region runs from base 808 to 2520 and encodes 570 amino acids. The transcript is spliced from 2 exons. Lineage: Eukaryota; Fungi; Ascomycota; Eurotiomycetes; Chaetothyriales; Herpotrichiellaceae.